Pelagomonas calceolata is the source of this 908-nucleotide messenger RNA. NCBI's taxonomy places the organism in Eukaryota, Pelagophyceae, Pelagomonadales, Pelagomonadaceae. The record is from the annotation of a GenBank genome assembly.
CCAGCGUCCAGCAUUGGCGAGAUAAGCAUCUAUUUUUGCCGCGUCGCAUCGCCAUUGUUGCCUGGCAACACGUGCAUCUGCGCUGCAUUAUAAAUUCAAAACCAGCUUGCAACACAGCGCCAACGGCGUUGCAUCGCUAGCCGCACAAGACGAGCUCACAAAGCUAGUCACAGUCAGCAGCAUGGGUCUCUCCACCGCAGCGGAAGUAAAUGACUACAUGAAGACGCGGUCCUACGUCGAGGGCUACGCCUUCUCCGCCAAGGACGUGGAAGUGUUUGGCAAGAUCGGCCUGCCGGACCAAAAAGCGCACCCGCACGCGUACCGCUGGUACGUGCACACGGCGGCCCUGAGCGGCAGCAAGUGCCUCGCGUUGGUGGCGGGCGGCGCCGGAUCCAAACCGACGCCCGCGCCGGCGAAGGCCGCCGCGCCCAAAAAAGCCGCGCCCGCCAAACCGGCGCCCGCGGCCGCCGCCGAGGAGGAGGACGACGACGACUUCUGGGGCGACGACGAGGAGCAGACCGAGGAGGAGAAGGCCCAGGCCGCCAAGGAGCUCGAGGAGGCCAAGGCCAAGGCCAUGGCCAAGCUCGCGAAGAAGGAGGCGAACCAACGGUCGUUGUGUAACCUCGAGAUCAAGCCCUGGGAGGCGGACCAGGACCUGAAAGCUCUCUAUGCAAAGAUCAAGAAGACCGUCGUGAAGGACGGGCUCAAGUGGUCGGAGGGCCUAAAAUUGGUCGACGUCGCGUUUGGCGUGCAGAAAAUCAUCUGUACUGCCGUCGUCAACCAGACGCUGUCCAUGGACGCGAUCAUCGAGGAAAUCACGGAGGACCUCUUCGCGGACGAGGUGCAGUCGAUGAGCAUGACGUCGAUGUCGCUGCUCUAGAGGUGCGGCGUAACGUUCUAUAGGAGUA